Molecule: messenger RNA, 5099 nt
Organism: Rhea pennata
Lineage: Eukaryota; Metazoa; Chordata; Aves; Rheiformes; Rheidae
Gene: GOLGA1
Product: golgin A1
Exons: 23
Coding region: 236-2653 (805 amino acids)
Cellular component (GO): Golgi apparatus
Source: RefSeq, a predicted model, not a curated record
GGCCUCGCGCGGCACUUCCGGGUCGGCGUCGCCAGGGGCGGCGGCGGCGGCGCCGGUGCCGGUGCUGUUAGGCCAUGAAGGCUUCAGUGGAACUAGAGAUGCAGUAAAACGGAGUGGAUGAGGCGUACAGUUAAAUCUCGGCUAGAAGCUUGACACAGAACGCCAGUGCACUAGCCGUAUCGGAGGUAGCCGCGUUUCCGAGUACCUGGCUGCUUUGGGGCUGUAGAGCUGUAACAUGUUUGCAAAGCUGAAGAAGAAGAUCGCAGAAGAGGCAGCUAUUGCGCCUCGCCCGGGAGGAGCUGCCAGGAUACCUAGGUCUGUCAGCAAGGACUCGAUUACAUCUGUGGGAGCAGACUCGGGAGAUGACUUUGCUUCUGAUGGAAGCAGCUCUAGAGAAGAUCUUUCAUCCCAGUUGUUGAGAAGAAAUGAACAGAUAAGAAAACUGGAAGUCAAGCUGUCUGAUUAUGCUGAUCAGAUCCGAAACUUGCAGAAGAUAAAAGAGAAGCUUGAAAAUGCAUUAGAAAAGCAUCAGGAUUCCUCCAUGAGGAAGUUUCAGGAGCAGAAUGAAGCUCACCAGGCCAGCCGAGCCAAGAUGGCUGAAGGAAUGGCUUUGGCCUUGGAAAAAAAGGACCAGGAGUGGAUGGAAAAACUGGGUCAAAUUGAAAAGGAAAAAAGAAUGCUUGAAACACAGUUACAAGAAAUGAGGGAGCAGAGUUUAAACCUUUUUCAAAAGAGAGAUGAAAUUGAUGAACUGGAGGGCUUUCAGCAGCAAGAGAUGGCCAAGGUUAAACACAUGCUUUUGAAAAAGGAAGAAUCUCUGAGCAAAGCAGAACAGGAACUAGAGGCAUGCACUCGAGAAUUAACUCACACUAAAGAGGUGCUUCAGGAUACAAGCAACGUGUCAUUAGGCCUAAGAAAAGAUCUUCAGGAGUUGCGGCAGCAGUUCUUGGAGCUAGAGGCACAGAGAGAUGAACUAAUGACAGCUGAGACAAAUGCGGAAAAUAAGAUCACUGCUCUGGAGUUAAGAGAACAGGAGCUACAAACUGUCAUUCAGCAGCUCUCUGUAGACUUGCAAAAUGCUCAAGUUGCUGGUUCUGGUUGUGAGAAGAGCCUGGAAAUUUUACAGGUAGAGCAUGAAUCUCUGAAGAUGGAAUAUGAACAACACAAGCAAAAGAUGACUCUUGAAUAUGAUGAGAGAAAUAAAUUUAUUGAACAGCUACAGGAAAAAGUCUUGUCUUUGGAAAAGAAGCUAGAAAGAAAUCUUUCAGGGGAUGAACAUGUGCAGGAACUUCUCAAAGAGAAAACUGCUCUUGAGCAGAAACUGGAUGAAACCAGGCAGCAGUUACUGACAGACAGAACUCAUCAUGCUGAGACUACGAACCUAUUGGAAACACAGAAUAAAGAACUGGAACAAAAGCUACAGAUUGCAGUAGAAGCAUUAAAGAAGAGCAAGGAAGAAGCUGAUGAGCAGGAUCUGCAGAGCCAGAUGUUGCGGACUGAUCUAGAGAAUGAAAGAAGUAAAUUGCAGGAGCAGAUUUUAAGUGUGAAACACGAAUAUGAAGAGAAAGUUGCUGGUCUGGAGUCUCAAAUAACUGCUCUUAAAACAGCUUGGGAAUUUGAUAAAACAACUACUCAACACAAGCUAAGCCAAUUGGAAAAGGAAAAUGAAGAUCUUAGUAAAAGCAGAGAAGAAUAUGAGAGCUCUUUGAAAAAACAAGAGUCUGAACUGGACAGGCUGAAGAAGGAAUUAAGCAGUAGAGAAACUGUCAGCAUUGAAAUUGCCAAAGUGUUGGAAGAAACACGAAAACAAAAAGAGGAAUUACAACAGCAGGUUUCACAUCUGGUUUCCUUAAUAGAGGAAAAGGACCAACUGAUUGUUGAAAAUUCUGACAUGCUUCUAAAAAAGAAGGAAGAACUAAACCAACUCAGUCAAGACCAUGAAGCUGUUUUGCUGCAAAUGCAUCAGUUGCAAUCUGAUAUAGAAGCAAGUAAUAGCCAAGCAGCAGAGAAAGAACAAACAACAAGAAAAGAAAUGGAUGAACUGAAAUUGCAGAUACAGGAGUGCCUGCUGGCCAGAGAACAUGAGAGAAAUGCUUCCGAACUAGAAGAAUCAGCAAGAGCCUUGAAUAAUAAACAUUUACAUCCUCCAGAAAACCGUGUGAUGGAACAGAAUGGAGAGGUGGCAGCUGCAGACAUCAUUCAACUUCAAAAAGAGAACAGAGAGCUGGAACAGCAAAUCUCUGAGAAAAACAAGAUAAUAAAGCAGCUACAGCAGAGAAUGACAGAACUAAAAAAAACACUCCAGAAAGAGUUGAAAAUAAGGCCUGACAUUGAGGGACCUGAAGUACGCGAAAAAACAAAUUCUGAAGUGCCUAAUGCUUCUGUGACUGUCACGAACAACUCUGAUUUAAAUGACUCAAGGGAGAUAAACUUUGAAUACCUUAAACAUGUUGUAUUAAAAUUCAUGUCCUGCCGGGAAUCUGAGGCAUUCCAUCUAAUUAAAGCUGUAUCUGUGUUACUGAAUUUUUCACAAGAGGAAGAAAAUAUGCUUAAAGAAACCUUGGAAUACAAGAUGUCGUGGUUUGGGUCAAAGCCAUCUCCUAAAGGCAGUAUCCGGCCAUCUAUCUCAAGCCCAAGGACACCGUGGUCUUAAGGGAACCUGAAAACUGGCAGUCAGCAUCUAGCCACUUAUUUUCUGUGAAAAGAACACUCAACACACUAGUUCAGGUGUGUCUUAAUCACUGUCAUUGCAGUAUUUUGUACAAGAACUUUGAUACUGUUUACAAAAUUAAUACUGUGCAAGGAGAAUUUUCACCACAAACUGAAACACUUCUCUUGGGUUGGAUCCAGGGACUGUCGUCUUGAUGGUCUCUUAAUGGAAGUCAGCUCCUUGUGCUCAUCGGUCUUGUUUCUUAGCACCAAAGGGUAAUGUUAACUCACUAACACUGGUGCUGGCAGUUCAAGCUUCUAACAUUUGCAUCUGUUAUGAUGGUGAUUCUAGCUUCUGUUACGAAAUGCCAGAGUUGAAUAACUCUAGGUACAGUAAAGCUUCCUUGUCUCGCUGUGGAAAGCAAGCAAUGAAAAGAAUGUUGGCAGUGCUGUAUUGAAUUCCUGAUGGUUUGAAAAGCCCUUCAAAGAACAGGAGCAGGAGCUUUAACCAAAAAACAAACAAACAAACAAACAACAAAAAAAAAACUGCCUUGCCUUGUUAUACUGACAGAAUUAAUAGUUUGCAUUUUUUUCAUAUCACUGUGUAAUUUAAGGUGCAUAUAUUCUGGCCUGCAGUCCUGAAGGCUGCAUAUUGAUGAUGAUUAUUUAAUUUGAGAGCACAACUUUAGAGUUGUCUGAUUUUACUUUUCUUAAAGAAAAAUAAUAUUUAAAACGGUCUUAAUUAUAGUACCUAAUACUCAGUCGCCUUUAAAAUUAAUCUACUAGUCUGUACCAUAUGUUGUUAACAUAGGGAAAAGGGGAUAGUAAACCAUUUUAAAAUUUUAAAGUUGAAAAUAUCUUUUAUUUAAAAAAAAAAAAAAAAGUAACAAAGGGUAAAAAAUAUUGGUACUAAACACUUUUUUUUCCUGUGCAAGCUUGCUAGCAACUGAUUUUCAUAAUCAGUAUCUGCCUCUUUGGUUGUGGUUUUAUGUACUUCAGAUACUGAUGUUUAAAAGAACUGUUACAGACAUGUAGCGGGCUCUUAACUGUGUCCUAACUUCAUGGUAAAAGGAACACUGUUUAUGAGGGGUUUUUUUGGUAUUUUUGAGGGCAAAAUUGAAUUAUUAUUCAAUGAAUCUUAGCUCCAGUAGCCUGCUUUCUUCCACCUUAGGAAAAGGGACCAAGCUGGGACUUGCCUCAAGGACUGAGAGCAGUAUUAUGCCUGUAGUCACGAAACAGAAAAAUAGGUGAAAACAGGAAGCAGCGGUCAGUUCGACUUGCUUCUUAAAAAUGGGAUAUGUUUUCAAAAAAUUACUUAUGUAUGGUAGUUCUCUUACAAUAUUUUUACUUAGUAUCUUCAAGAAAAUUCAACAUGUACGCUGGUGGAGAUAAAGUCACUGUUGCUGUCAGAGGUCUGAAUGACCUUGUUGGUAGCAGUAAGAUGGAGUGUUAAGAGUCACAGCAUGUGAGCUCUUCCCUGCCCCUGCAUGCACUCAUGCUGUGGUAAAGAUGAAAGUAUCCUUCCACAUAAGGUCAGUUACCAAAGUAGUAAAUGUGCUGCAAAUCCAUAUUCUAGCUGACCUCCCCAAAUUUUAAGCAACCAGGCAUAGAUACUCAAAGUAGCUAUUACUAUGACAAAGUAAGUAAGUGACACUGCUCAGUUUGUAGCUAGGCUAUAUUUAUUUAAGUUGAAGAAAAACACAGGAUUUUUCAGUGUAUACUGAAGCUGGUCAAACAGUGUCUUUAAUAGCUUGAUUCAUAGCACUUAACUGUGUAGAAUAGGAAAGUUUGGGAAGAGUACAGCUCUGCUUUAAUGUGAAAAUAGACAAUCAAAAAGUAGAUUUGUAUCAAGUGCUCCUAUACUGAAACCAAGUCGGGCAGGAUAACCCUGUGGGUUCUGGGAAGGGCCCAGAUCUUGUUCCUUAAGGUCUUUUUCUUUGGCUCAUCCCCUUGGCCCUGCCCUACGUCGGAGGGACCUGAGACCAAGGGACAGGAUUUCAUCUACUCUUGCUGAUGCUGCUGAAUGACUAAUCGGUUUAAGUUGAUCUUGGCUUGAAAGGUUACUGCUGAACAGUAAGGAAAGCAGUACAGGGGACUUAGGAGAAAUAGUAAUACAUAAAUCUCAGAAUAUUUAUUUACUAACCCAAUUUCAAUUCAAGAUCCCAAAGUUCUUACAGGAUCAACUUACCAUAAAUUAGUUAAGUGCUGAAUUUCCUUUAUAUAUCAGAGCAAGAAUGGUGUGUAUACAUAUAUUAAAAAGCUAAUGCACUUUUUCCUUGUAUAAAAACAAUGGUAUAUAUAAUUCUUUCUAUGGCCAUUGGAUGACUUUCCUUCUAAGCUGUAAAUAAGGAUUGUAUUAUGAAACACUAUGAAAUUUGUGGUGCAAUACAUUUUUGAUUAAAACGCUAAUCUUGAUUUCUUUCUCUUUUAUAAUUCUGGUUAUCUCCACU